UGGAGCAAACUCUGUGGCCAGUUUUCUACCACAAAUUGCGCUGAUUGAGGAAUGAAGAAUUAGUCUCACGGCUGCCGGCUAUGAAAAUACUUUGGAAAACAAAAAAAUAAAAUAAAAUUAUGGAUAAAUACGAUCCUGUUUUAGCACUUAAACCACAAAUUAAUCUCCCGCAUUUCUUUCUUUUGCUUUCACUAAUUUCUCAACUAAUUUCCGUUUAUCAUGGCUCCAACUAUAGCAGUGCCUUCCACCCAAACAAAACCCCAUCACCGGCAAAUCUCCGCCGCGCCGGAGGCAGAGGUGCUAAGAAGAAGAAACGAGGAAUUGGAGAAGGAACUGAAGAAGAGCAUUGAAAGGGAAGACAAGAUGAGAGCGGAAUUGAAUAAGACGUCGGAGCGGCUCUGUUCUCAGCUGGGUAAAGUCGAAGCUGAGGCUGUUGAUCAGGCUCGGGCUUACAGGACACGUGUCAUGCAUCUGAUGGAUCAAAUCUCUUUGGCUCAGAAACUUCUCCAAUCAGCUUCUGUUAGUGUGCCGAAUUCCCAACGAUUGUAGUUUGUAUCGAUAUAUCGAGUAGGGCUUAAAAAACAUUUUUGAAAUUUGAAUUCGAGAGUUCUGAUUUAAGACCAUGUUUAAAAUGGCAAAGUAGAGGAAACAUGUAAAAUUAUGUAUCUAAUUAACUCUAGAUGAAAGAUUAUGCAGUCGAUUUAUCGAGGUGUA
This is a messenger RNA of Capsicum annuum, 714 nucleotides long. RefSeq names its product protein RESPONSE TO LOW SULFUR 3-like. Bases 220 to 549 code for a protein of 109 amino acids. The record is from RefSeq and is a predicted model, not a curated record. The transcript has a single exon. NCBI's taxonomy places the organism in Eukaryota, Viridiplantae, Streptophyta, Magnoliopsida, Solanales, Solanaceae. Gene Ontology annotation, biological process: cellular oxidant detoxification.